Molecule: messenger RNA, 2190 nt
Organism: Echinostoma caproni
Lineage: Eukaryota; Metazoa; Platyhelminthes; Trematoda; Plagiorchiida; Echinostomatidae
Source: the annotation of a GenBank genome assembly
AUGGGCGUGCUUUGGAACCUACAGUCCGCGGUUCGAGCCCCGCCACCGCCACCCGACUUUGGUGCUACCCUAGAUCCGGAUAUUCGGCAGGUGGCUAACUUCUGUCUUCCUUGGGGUGCAGCCAUUGAGUCCUGGUCGGUGGAUCAAGAACCACCGCAAACCAACUACUUCACUUUUGUGUUGACUAAUGAAACGUACCAACGGCUCUACGGUGUGGUUUUCACAUUUUACGAACCGUAUGAUCUGAACCACCUGGAUAAUGAUAAAUGUUACCGAUUAGGUGUGGACCCGGAACUCAUGGGGUCCAAGUCAAUGUGUUUGGACGAAGUAGAUGCGGAGGAAGAGGCUCGCAUUGCGGCAACUCAGGGCCAUUUCAUUUCAGCGCGAAUCGGUGACCGAGUGAUCGGGGUCACAAAGACCAUGUGUCUUUUAUCCCGUUGGUCGUUCCCGGUUGCGUUCACCAAUUUCCUCGCAUUCCUCUACAGUCGCUGGCAACCAGCGGCUAAAGAUGAUCCCAUUCCGUUUGAGAGAUAUUUGGCUUAUUUCUUAUAUGAAGUCCCCUUUCCUACACAAAGCAUGCCUCACGUGAUGGUAGAGCUCUGUGCCGCACCGAUUUUGCUCAACUUCCCCGAGGCCAACGACGCUGUUUCCAAAUGUGAACCGUUCUUCUUUCUGUUGGACUGUUUGGGAGUCGAUUUGACAAUUCAGUUGCUUGUUCAAGUGCUAACCGAACAGAAAAUUCUUCUCACCUCGGUUCAGCAUUUCAUUCUCACACAAAUUGGUGAAGCUUUGACUGCGAUGAUAUUUCCGCUCCGUUGGACAGUUGUCUACAUACCAUUUAUUUACAUUGGUUGCAUCCACGUGAUACAAUCGCCCUCGCCGUAUUUAAUUGGAGUAGACUCACGACUUUUCGAUUUUUUCCGCCUACCUCCUGGCGGUGGUGUCACCUAUGUGGAUUUGGAUACAAAAAAUUUUAAACUGCCCGAACCCACCUCUUCCGGUCAACCUGUACUGGACGCGAAAAUGCUCCCCAAGAAACCACUAAAGCAGCUCAAAGCUACCCUCACAAAGCUGUUCAAUCGCAUUAAGGCACUUCGCCCAUCCCGGUCGCGCCAGACCACAAACGUUCUGUUCCGUUCUAUGUUCAGUCAACCUGGUUCUCAAUUGGCAAACAGCGAACUGACUCUACUGGAGCGCAGAGCUACCAUCGGAUUGCACAUCAAAAACGCAUUCAUACACUUCAUGGCUCAACUUUUAAAGGAUUAUCGACGUUUUCUGAUCCCCGUACGGCAAGCGGAACGUGAUGUAUUGUUCAAUGCGCCAGGUUUUCUCAAGGAGGUUGCCGAGAAGCAUUCACGCCCUUUCUAUCAGGCUCUGUUUGAGACGCAACAGUGGGCAAAUUUUGUACGCGAUCGUAGUUACGUGUCUACACGAGAUGAAGAACUCUCACAGUUCGAUAGUUAUAUGGUUCGUCUUUUCGGUGGUCCUGCCGACGAUUCACUGAUGGACAGCCAGACUCUAAGUGACUCACCCAAUGGCUCUCUUCGUGGCUACGGAGAUGGUGGCAGCGAAGCAUACAGUCAGUCAGGAUCGUCUAGUUCUGCGGACGCCAUUGAAGAGCCGAAUAUAUUGAAAAUGCUCUCUUCAGGUUCAAUAUCGAAUGAUUCAGUUCAUGUGAUUGGUUUUCCAAAAUGGCCUCUUUCCGAGACUGAGAAACAUUUGUUCGCCGAAUCUAGUAAAUCGAUUGACCCUACGAAGGUGUCACCAGUGAAGCUUGACAAGAAACGUCUGGAUCUUCUUGUUUCACAUGUUUGUCGCGAACAAAUUGCCUCCACCAUGAUUGAUUUCGGCAGUCCAGAUGUUCCAGACAAUAGCCAAUACUUCGGCCGCUAUCCACAUACCUCCAGUCGCUCUGUUUCCUCGAAUAAUUUAUUGAACAACGCCAGACACUAUCUGGGCUCUUCCAAACCAGAGCUUUUUGGCCCUGUAAACGAUCCACUGCUUGUUUCCUUGAUGACUUCAGAUACGCCAUCUCCAUUCAAUUCACGUUCGGCUCUAUCCACCGCACUCAGUUUGACCGGACUGCCGACUCAGCAUCCACUGCCCGUCGGAGGUUCCGUUAUUCUUCGGCGGUCUCCUCUGGAACUCCAUCAGACUAGCGAAUUCGGUGAGUUCUUCUACAUGAUUUGA